Messenger RNA from Fonsecaea nubica, 1545 nucleotides. RefSeq lists its product as hypothetical. Gene Ontology annotation, cellular component: membrane. The coding region runs from base 1 to 1545 and encodes 514 amino acids. The record is from RefSeq and is a predicted model, not a curated record. Gene Ontology annotation, biological process: zinc ion transmembrane transport. Gene Ontology annotation, molecular function: zinc ion transmembrane transporter activity. NCBI's taxonomy places the organism in Eukaryota, Fungi, Ascomycota, Eurotiomycetes, Chaetothyriales, Herpotrichiellaceae. The transcript has 3 exons.
AUGGCCAUCGACAAUGAUACCAGAGGCUGGAUUAUGACAUGCAUCAGCGGCAUUGCAUGUGUUAUUGGCUCGUCGAUCAUCUGCAUCGAUAUAGUAGCACGCCAGUUUCCAGUUUGGCGACACUUUUCGAUAUCCGAGAGUGAUGGGUUUCUCUCUGCGUCACUAAGCCUCAGCUUCGGGGUCAUGUUGUUCUCCGCCCUGUACUCGAUGCUUCCUCAGUCGAAGACGUAUUUCAAAGACGCGGGCUAUUCGGCACGGGCAGCAUCAUACCUCCUGAUUGGGUUGUUUUUGGCUGGUGUCAUAGGCAUUCAGAUCUUCUCCCGCGCUCUGCAUCAUUUUAUCCCAUCACACGUUGUGGACUGCGAUCAUAGUCACGACGAGGAGGAGGCCAAGAAUCCCGAAGAAAUGUCAGAACAUGCGCAGGACGAUGAACAUACCAACGGCCUCCCGAUAUCCAGAACCCACUCCAGGCCGACGGAAGAGGAGGAUGAGGAUACACCUUUGCUCUCACGAACCACAAGCGUUAGCCCCAAAAAGCCGCAGCAUGAAAGGACAGAGGAGGAGGGAUCAGCUCGCCAGCCUACAUAUCACACUGCACAGACCCAUCGAAGGUCGUCGGCCAUGUCUAGAACACUCUCGAGGACACUUUCGAAAUACGUCGGGGGUCAGAAGGACAAUUGCGACGAGAACGGCCCGUGCAUGGGCUUUUCGGACCCAUGCGGCCAGGACUGCUUCAAGGCUGUACACAGACGAGGCUCUGUGUUACCAGGACACGGCCCUUUCUUACGCUCACCCACGUGGCGCAGCGGCACGACUGAAGCACGCGGCGGGUCGACGCUGGGAGAAAUCGAAGAGAAUCCAUUGUCAAAUGGGUCGACUCUAAGGCGUCAUCCGAGUGAGGACGCCGAUACGGGGAGCUUGAAACCGGAGUUGCACCGCACAAGGUCGUCAACACACCACUUCCACCACCCUCCCCACCAACAUGCAAGCGUAGAAGGGUCCGAACGUCGGCUGUCAGAGCAUUCCCACGCUGGUGGUCACGAACAUCACCAUCAUGUUCCCACUAAUGCAUUCAUGUCAAUUGGUCUGCAGACUUCGUUAGCCAUCGCAUUGCACAAGGCACCAGAAGGCUUCAUUACGUACGCCACCAAUCACGCCAAUCCUCAGCUUGGAUUUGCCGUUUUCAUGGCAUUGUUCAUCCACAACAUCACGGAAGGCUUCGCCAUGUCCCUGCCUCUGUACCUCGCUCUUGGCUCCAGAUUCAAAGCCAUAGCGUGGUCGUCCUUCUUGGGUGGUAUUUCACAACCACUCGGAGCUGCCGUUGCAGCAUUGUGGUUCAAGCUCGCCAACAAGAGCAGCUUGGGUGCUCCUACUGAAGGGGUAUAUGGUGGCAUGUUUGCCGUCACGUCGGGCGUCAUGACCAGCGUCGCGUUGUCACUGUUCUCGGAAAGCCUGCAGCUCAGUCACAACAAGAACAUCUGCAUUGCCUUUGCUUUUUUGGGUAUGGGUAUUUUGGGCUUGAGCUUUGCGCUUACGGCGAAAUAG